Vollenhovia emeryi is the source of this 815-nucleotide messenger RNA. RefSeq lists its product as uncharacterized. The annotation marks the transcript as partial. The record is from RefSeq and is a predicted model, not a curated record. NCBI's taxonomy places the organism in Eukaryota, Metazoa, Arthropoda, Insecta, Hymenoptera, Formicidae. The transcript has a single exon.
GGCAACUUCUGAUUGAAAUAAUAAUAGUAGGGGACCCGAGAGUGAGUAAUUUGACUGUGGUUAACCUUAAGGAGGUUCUACAGUUACGUUGCAAGUCAGUGUAGAGUCACUGAGAGUCACUGUUUUCGCUUAACUCACGUAGUAGUAGAUCUGGCAACGUCGCGUCUCAUACGUAUAUAUAGGUUAGGUGAUCAAACAUUACCUUUGAUAAGAAAACGAAGAAAGGUCGAGGUGAAAAUAAAUUGGAAACAGUUGCAAACAAUAUACACUGGUGCACUGCGUUAAAAGUAUAUAUUGCCAUAGUCUGUUACAGACGCUAGCGUAUAACAUGUCUGAGUGUAAACAACCAGAAGAAACUGAAGGAAAACCAGCAAGAUUUUUUUGGAGAGGUAAAAGAGUGACCGAAAAGGUGUACAAACGAAGAUGUUUAGAUCAAAAGUUAGCCAAAAACUUAAGGAAUAUCUACGGUACGAAGAGAGGCACUUAUAACCUCAAAAAGGAUAAAGUCGAAAACGAUGGAAAUUGUGAAGUGGUUGAAGGACGUAGAAUCGUACACGUAAAAACUCUUGGAGAUCAAAUGUUUUGCAGAAAGUGUAAAUCUAUACUUUCCCUGCAGGAUAUUAUAAGUGAGAAACGACAUGGUCUAGCUUCUGUAUUCGAUAUCAAAUGUCGAAACUGCAAAGUAAUAUCCAAAGUUGAAACGGACAAAAAACACGUAGUUUGUAAAGAUACAAAACAUGAUGCUUCCGAUCAAAACUGCAGUUGUAAAUCCAAGCAAUGCCUACAUUAUGAUACCAAUACAAAGGGUGUUGUAG